Molecule: messenger RNA, 1036 nt
Organism: Botrytis cinerea B05.10
Lineage: Eukaryota; Fungi; Ascomycota; Leotiomycetes; Helotiales; Sclerotiniaceae
Exons: 2
Coding region: 120-818 (232 amino acids)
Cellular component (GO): cytoplasm; nucleus
Source: RefSeq, a predicted model, not a curated record
GAUCUCCUCUUUCGUUUUAAGCUUGCCUUCCAUCGGUACUCGUCGGCUUCGACUUUUCUUGAUCCUCGAAUAUAUCACAAUUAACUCACACCUUAGAAACUUAUUGACACCGCGAAAUUAUGUCGGAAGCUCCUUUGAAUUACGAAGCCUCGGCCGGCACCACCAAUCUCCAAGUCUCGAGGACCUUACCAUCGGAAGUAGUCCAAUGUUUAGAAAAUGCUAGAUUUCUACAUCUCGCCACAUGCACAUCUCUCCGUCCUCACGUCUCCCUCAUGAACUAUACCUAUCUCCCCAGCACCCCCUGGUCUCCUCAUCCCACCAUCAUCAUGACCACGAACCCAUCCUCGAAGAAAACUCACAACCUUCUCGAAAAUCCACACGUGUCGCUGUUAGUCCACGAUUGGGUAUCGCAUCGUCCGCCCACGGGAAAUAGAGCUGCGAGUCCGCCGCGGAAUGCGGGAGGGAGGAGCAGUUUGGCGGAAAUGCUGAUAGGAUUGAAUACGAGUGCGAUUAGCAGCAUUAGUGCGACGAUUAAUGGGGAAGCGAGGAUAGUCGAGAGGGGAGGAGAGGAAGAGCAAUGGUUGAGGGAGAAACAUUUGGAGAAUUGUGUUUUUCUUGGGGAGGAGGGAGUUAGGGCUGGAGAGGGAGAUGGUGGGAGAGUGUUUGUGGAGGGAGAAGAGGUGAGGGUUGUUAGUGUAAAGGUUGGAGAUGGGAGGGUUAGUGAUUGGAAAGGUGCAGUCAGAGAUUGGGUUUUGGAAGAUGCAGGUGAGGGAGGAAGUAGUGCUGAGGGUGAAACUUUAUUAAAUGGAGUUCAUUGAGGUAGCAAUUAGGAAUGGAAUCCAGGAAGAUUGAUUUCAUAUAUAUUGGAAGUAUAUGCAUUUUUAUGAGAAUAUUCAAAAUUACUCGCAAAGUGUAAGGGCGAAUUCAUCGUUGAGGUCGAUGACUUAUUUGAGAAGUUGAGUUUCAUUCGGGUUUCUAUCACCUCUGCGUUUCUUUCAAAGAAGAUAUCUGACCAAAGGACCAUGAAAAUUCAACA